CAGCUCACUAGGUUUUGGCACAUUUGCAACUUGCAAGGCACAUUUACGAAACACUUUACGCCUACAAAGCCCCAAAAAUGAUGUCUAGGUGAGCAGCUGACAAAAUGUUGAGACGCAGCCACACUGUUGCGCAACACACAGUCAGCGCUCCCGAAGCGGCCGGCAGUGACGUCGCAGACGCCGCCAUAUUGAAAUGUUUCCCUUCUCCUCUUCUUCACUGAGCUCAACAGCAGCCAUCAGCUCUCGCUUUCCAACUGGAGACAGGGACGACAACAACAACACAGACAUGGAGACAGACACUCUUCUGGAAGCUCUUAAAGAUUUUGACAAGAAGGUGAAGAAAGAGUCAUCUUCAGUGUUGGAUCAGUUUUUGUGCCAUAUUGCGAAAACCGGGGAAACCCUGGUGUCCUGGUCUCAGUUUAAAAGCUACUUCAUAUUCAAACUGGAGAAAGUAAUGGAGGAUUUCCAAGCAUCGGCCCCAGAGCAACGAGGGCCGGCCAACCCCAAUGUAGAGUCGGUUCCUUUUGAAGAAAUGAAGGAGAGAAUUCUUAAAAUAGUCAAUGGAUACAACGGGAUCCCAUUCACUAUCCAGCGCUUGUGCGAGCUGCUCACUGAACCUAGGAGGAACUACUCAGGAACAGAAAAAUUUCUCAGAGGAGUAGAGAAGAAUGUGAUGGUGGUCAGUUGCAUUUAUCCUACAUCUGAGAAGAAUGGCUGCAGCGGUGUCAACAGAAUGAAUGGAGUCAUGUUGUCAGGGAACAUAACCACCUUUACAGAGAGGAAAGUGAAUGGUCCUGGAACGCCCAGACCAUUAAACAGACAGAAACACUCCAUGUCCAGUUCACUGCCCACAAAUGGCCUUCCGGACAGUACAGAAAACAAAGAGACGAGCACAGCACAAGGACACAGCAAAUCGGCCAGUGAUGCAUCUGUAUCAGGCAUUGGUGGGCCUCUCAGCAGCUCUGUGAAAAACAAACACUUAGAUGACGAGGAAGAUGAGGGAAUGGAGGCGGAGGAACAUGAAGUGAAGAGGCUGAAAUUUAACCAGGAUGGCAAUGAUGAAGAGGAGGAUGAAGAUGAAGUAGACCAGCAGGUUGUCGAGACACCCGGAUCUACGUCAACUAAUAGCUCCUCAGAUCAGUCAGAGGAUGCCGAAUCACCAUCAUCCAUGUUGCAAGAGGGGAGUGAAGAAGAGGAGGAAAGUAAACCUCAUGGUUCAGCCGGAGGCACUGAGGACCAAGAGCCUUCCAGCACACAGCCCGAGUGUCCCGUGGCAGAUUCUAGAGAGGCUUUUACUGAGAGAGAGGUUCCCUGUGGCUCUGAUGACUCCUCAGAAGAGCCCAGCGAUAUGGACCAAUCAGAGCAGAGAGCCCCGGCGAGCGUGGACUCAAGCCCUGAGGUGAGAGAAGGGGAGGAGCCAAGCGUGCAGGUCAGCAGCAGUAGCACUGAUGAAAAUGCGUCUGAACCCACAUCCAGCAGCAGUGGCGUAGAGUCACCCACAGAGGGCGACUCUGGGUCAGGGGCCCUGGACUUAGAGAAUGCAGAGGAGGAGCCUAUGGAGCAGGACUAGAAGCCUGCAGAUUCCUAGCCUAAACAAUAACUGCGUGCUUUUGUGGAGAUUAAGAAGACACACACUUAAGUGGCCUUCCACAAAGUUCCAUCAGAAGCAACACCCAACCUACCGCCAUGCGCCUUUCGGUCGAGAGGCCACCUAACUUCUCCAACCUUCCCAAACGGACACUUUAUGCAGAUGUACAUAUGAUUUUAUUGCUGUAGUGAAGGUUUUAAACUGUCUUCUUUUUUU
Molecule: messenger RNA, 1804 nt
Organism: Sinocyclocheilus grahami
Lineage: Eukaryota; Metazoa; Chordata; Actinopteri; Cypriniformes; Cyprinidae
Gene: ppp4r2b
Product: protein phosphatase 4, regulatory subunit 2b
Exons: 9
Coding region: 194-1570 (458 amino acids)
Cellular component (GO): protein phosphatase 4 complex; nucleus; cytoplasm
Molecular function (GO): protein phosphatase regulator activity
Source: RefSeq, a predicted model, not a curated record